Aphanomyces astaci is the source of this 324-nucleotide messenger RNA. RefSeq lists its product as hypothetical. The transcript has 2 exons. The record is from RefSeq and is a predicted model, not a curated record. The coding region runs from base 1 to 324 and encodes 107 amino acids. Lineage: Eukaryota; Oomycota; Saprolegniomycetes; Saprolegniales; Verrucalvaceae.
AUGGCAAAGUCGAAACCAUUCCUCAGUACCGAGCUGCGUCUCUUAACAGUAAAUUGGAACUCUACGUUACUGGCAACAUUGCCAUCGGCCACGACAACCCUUCUGGCGGGGGCUCGCAACCCAUUUGGCAUUGCGUUUUCGUCCGCGGGGGGAAAGUGGACCCCUGAGUUGUGCAAAGCCGACUCGGACAACGACGGCGCCACCAACGGCGAAGAGCUGGGUGACCCUUACUGCACGUGGACUGUGGGCUCUUCGUUGGUGUCUGGAAUCAAAGCCACGUCCCCUGUCCUGGCACAGCCGACAAGUUCACCCCGGACCCGCUGA